AUGACUACACUCCAACCCGGCGACACCUUCCCCUCCGAUGUGACCUUCCAGUACAUCCCAUGGUCCCAGGAGAGCAGCGAGCCCUCUUCAUGCGGAAUCCCAAUCAAAUACGAUGCCUCCAAGGAGUGGGCGGAUAAGAAGGUCGUCCUUUUCUCGGUUCCCGGUGCCUUUACCCCCACCUGCUCCGCCAACCACGUUCCCGGAUACAUCCAGAACCUCCCCAAGCUGAAGGAGAAGGGUGUUGAUAUUGUUGCUGUUCUUGCUUUCAACGACCCCUUUGUUAUGAGCGCAUGGGGCAAGGUGAACGGAGUGCGGGAUUCCAUCCUCUUCCUUUCCGACCCUGAUGCCAAGUUCUCCAAGAGCAUUGGAUGGGCCGAUGCCGCCUCAGGACGCACUGGUCGGUAUGCUAUUGUCAUUGACCACGGCAAGAUUAGCUAUGCCCAGAUUGAGACCGAGCGGGGAGCCGUCAAGAAAUCCGGAGCUGAUGCUGUGCUUGCUUCGCUGUAA
Molecule: messenger RNA, 507 nt
Organism: Penicillium pulvis
Lineage: Eukaryota; Fungi; Ascomycota; Eurotiomycetes; Eurotiales; Aspergillaceae
Product: peroxiredoxin family protein
Exons: 4
Coding region: 1-507 (168 amino acids)
Biological process (GO): hydrogen peroxide catabolic process; cellular response to oxidative stress; cell redox homeostasis
Cellular component (GO): cytoplasm; peroxisome; mitochondrion
Molecular function (GO): thioredoxin peroxidase activity
Source: RefSeq, a predicted model, not a curated record